This is a messenger RNA of Dreissena polymorpha, 2952 nucleotides long. Its product is annotated as major egg antigen-like. The transcript has 2 exons. Gene Ontology annotation, biological process: response to heat; protein refolding. Bases 173 to 1252 code for a protein of 359 amino acids. NCBI's taxonomy places the organism in Eukaryota, Metazoa, Mollusca, Bivalvia, Myida, Dreissenidae. Gene Ontology annotation, molecular function: protein folding chaperone. The record is from RefSeq and is a predicted model, not a curated record.
UGAAAGCGUCUGUUGAACCACAGCCUUCGUAAGAAUCGUGUCGGCUCGCUAUAAGCUCUUAGUAUAAUAUUAGCCGUCUGGGUAAUUUCUGGCCGGGAAACUGUUUGGACAAUCACAAUAUGCUAAUAGUAACCUAUCAUUUACUAAACUGAUAUUUGUUUGGUACUUUCACAUGUGUUUGGAUAUAAAACUUGAUAACAAAGCGCGUGUUUCUUCAAAACAAGAUAACAUCGUUUCUUCUGAAAUCACCCGUACAGUCAUCCAAUACACCAAUAUGUUUCGGUCUGAGCUAAGCGUUCCCAUAAAACGCGACGACAUGAGCUUUCACGACAGACAGAUGAAAGUGUGGGGAGACAUGGAGACAAAGAUGGAGCGAAGGAAGAGAGAAUGGAACGAUGACUUCGAUAAGAUGAGAGACGAAUUCUUUACUUUAAAGCCUGGUCUUGCCGAUCGUCGCGCGAGUACUAUCGGCCCCGACAAACUCGGAACACUUCAGACUUUGUAUGACACAGACGCUGAAGGACACAAGAGCUUCAAAGUAAGGUUCGAUGUAAGUGAAUUUAAACCGGAUGAAAUACAAGUCAAAGUACAGGACAACAGAGUAAUCGUGUACGCAAAGCACGAAGAGCGAACCAAUAACCAAACGGUAAGCCGCGAAUACAGUCGACAGGUCGAUAUACCACAGAACGUUGACCAGGAGCGAUUGCAGUGCGUCCUUAGUAGGGACGGAAUCCUCACGGUGGAUGGCCCUGUGUUCAGCAACCAGCUGGUCCCUGCACAUGUGUUGCCCAUACAGCAAUCGGUGAGCAAUUCCGUCCAAUCUCCUGACAGAACCCUUCAGCUGGCUACCCCUGUUAAAAAUCCGAUAAUUACUGAACCCGAUGGAACAAGGAAACUACGUCUCACUGUUGAUGCCGGCGAAUUUCGCCCAGAGGAGCUCGUGGUUAAGACUAUGGACAAGAAACUGGUAGUUCACGCGGAACAUGUUGAAAAGUCGGCCGGAAAAACUCUUCACAAGGAAUUCAAUAAAGAGUACGAAUUACCCGACAGCGUAGAUCAGUCCGCCAUAACAGCGUAUAUUGGCGACGAAGGGAAGCUGAUAAUCGAGGCACCUAUAAAGAACCAGGUACGAAAGUAUUCUGUGACACAGAGCCAAGAUGUGAGAAAAGUUGUUGUCACCAAGGAAUCUUCGGUUACUAUCAAUGACUCUCAAAACAGACCGAUGAUCACAAUUAAUGUGCAUCCAAGGUAAAGGGCUCUUUGGAUUCAUUGACACUUGUUUAACUUGGAUCACAAAUAACAACUUGAAGCAAUUAAACAAUGUCACAUUAGUGAGUGUUGUCAGCCAAAGUACAGAGCCGUGAAAAUAAAACUGUUCAUCAAUAAAAGCAUGUUGACGAAAAAGAAAAAUAGCAGGUCGCUUAUUAGCAUACGUUGUAUGAUUUUGAUGAAUUAUUUAUAAUUAUACAUGACAUAUAUAUAUAAGAAGUUAAAUACUUAGAAUAAUGUAGGCUGCUUUUUAAAUGUUUAGCUUCGAGGUACAUGCGUUAUUUGUGUAUAAUAUGAGCUUCAUGGAUGCGUACGAACAUACGUAAUAUUUGUCGAUUGGUACCAGGGCCCGUAUUCACCAAACAAUUCUUAGACUUAAGUCUAAGAAUAAAAAAAAUUCUUUAAAUUAGAAUAUUCAAUAAUUUCUUAAAUUUUGGAUCAAACUCUGCAGUAAACAACUCUUUCUAUAUUAUUUUUCACAUAGAACAUUUUGUUAAUGACAUAAUCAGCAGUGAAGGCCUGUAUAUAUUCAAACACUGAACACAUUUUUUUGGAUCUAAGUCUAUUCUUUAUUCUUAAGUCUAAGAAUCGGUUGGUGAAUACGGGCCUGGAUCUAGAGAUAUUUGAACGUAAAUAAGUGCGAUUUACGUUGACGUUUUGUGUAUUUAGUUUAAGUUUGAAAUACAGAGGUGAUGAGUUAACGUCAACCAUUUAGAGAAAUGUGACAACAUGGUGUGUGCUUUGCACAAACACGGAUGAGAUUAAACGUGCACUAGGACAAAGAAACAUAUAAAAUUAUUUCUUCUUUGAAAUUUAUAGAAACUUAUUAGUAAAACAAAACAUUUAUUGAUUUUUUUACAACUGCGGAAACACGAGAUUAAACCAUUUAUGUCUAGCGUCUAGAAAAAGGCAUUGGCAAACAGCGUAGACCCAGAUGAGACGCCGCGGCGUCUCAUCUGGGUCUGCGCUGUUUGCUUAAAGGAAUUUCGGUAAGAAAUAUUUCUAAUAUAGAAAUAAUUUUGGAAUUAAAUUGAUCCUAUUUAGAAGGAUGGGAGAGUCCACUAGGCAUAAAUGGGUUAAAUUUUACUGGUUGCUUUGUUUGCAUGUUACUUGCUAUGAAGCAUAAAUAAACCUCACGUCAUGUUUGUAAGUUCACUGUUUUCAUCUAAUGUCAUUACGGUUCAAUUUUAAGUAAUGCACAAUACUUAAUGGUGUUUAUAAGAAACAAUUAACGGCAGUGGAACGUUCAUGCAAAUGCAUUUCUUAGAAAGACGGUUUGAGUAAAAUGACAAUAGUUAUCACGUUUCCACUUCUCUCGAUACCUUGAAACGUAAUAAUAAUAUACAUCUUUAAAGCGCUUGAAUCGAAAUUCUAUUAUCCAGUUAUAAAUUGCUGUAGACAAACGACGGUAAGUAGUAAUAGGAGUGUUAUCAAAUGAUUAGUACUAACGGACUUCCUUCUUCAAUUCAUACACAUCACUUCUCCUAACCCUAUGUUAUUUGACUGGAAACUAUUAGAGUACACUAUUAUUUAAAAUGAUGACUUUGGAACUGUUAAAGUUAACCCUAAAACAAUUAUUUGAUCCGUUAUUGUCUUUUACCAUUUAUCUUAUCUGUGUUAAUCUUGUUUGAUGCCAACUAGCAAACAGGUAUUUGUUUGUAAGAUAAAUGAAUGUGAACAUAG